ACCCCGAACCCCAAACCCCAAAACUUCUCUCAAAAAACCUUUGGUUAAUCUUUGAAAUGGCUGAAAAUGGAGGAAAAUCAGCCAAGACCCAGAAGAAAUCGAGGCGAAUUUGAGGUAGAAAUGGGUUGUUUUUGAAAUUUGAAGAUAGAUUCAAGAACCCCUUUGAGGGUUGUCGCUGUUUUGGGCGGUGGUGGCCCAUGGCGCAAGGUAAUCGAUGUGCUAAUAGCUGAAAUGUUGUGGCAGGGAGGUUUUACAGGCACUUUUUGAAGCCCACCCCCACCCCCUCCACUUUAUUUUCCCCAAUAGGUGACACUCCUUAUACACAAAAACAAGUAGAUUGAAUUGAACAUCAAACUUUGAGGGUAAACUAUCUUGAAUUAUUGAAGAAGACAAAGAAUGCGGAGAACCCAUCAAAAACUGUCCCAUUGCUGAUUGGGGAACGAAAAUGGAGGAUUAAACGAGUGAGUAAAUGUGAAAUCAUCCAACCCCAUCUCCACUACGAACGAUUUUCGGGUUCUUAAGGGUUUCGAAUCGUUUUUUUUGGUUGAUUUUUCCUCGUUUCGUCGAAGAUUUUGUGCUUCCGACUGGCUGAGAUGCCGCGGCCAGGCCCGAGACCGUAUGAGUGCGUGCGGCGAGCUUGGCAUAGUGAUAGACAUCAGCCGAUGAGAGGUUCCAUUAUUCAGCAAAUUUUCAGGUUCUGGGUCGUUUUAAACUUGGCCGAUUCUCUUCGAUUUGAUUGUGUUUUUCUUGUUCUUGUUCUUUUUGUGCAUUUUGGUGAAUUGCACACCAUGUGUUUGAUCAGAGUUGUCAAUGAGAAUCAUAGCCCUGCUACUAAAAAGAACAAGGAAUGGCAAGAGAAAUUGCCGAUUGUGGUUUUGAAAGCUGAAGAAAUCAUGUAUUCUAAAGCUAAUUCUGAGGUUGAGUACAUGAAUCUUGAGACAGUUUGGGAGCGUUUGAAUGAUGCUGUUAAUACCAUAAUUCGAAGAGAUGAACGCAGUGAAACUGGUGAGCUUUUGCCUCCCUGUGUUGAAGCUGCACUAAACCUCGGCUGCGUUCCAGUACGAGCUUCUCGAAGCCAACGCCAUACGAAUCCCAGGACAUAUCUUACUCCAAGAACACAAGAACCAUCUACUCUUGCUACCACAUUGGACAAAGCCAGUGAUGAAAGACCCCUACCGACGUCGUUGUUACGCCCGAGCAACCAGUUGAGUUUUCCACGAGCCACAGCUAUGAACUCGAGUAUGUUUGGUUCUGAGCAUAACAGCCCUACCAUUCCAAGUAACCCUGCUUUCUUGAUUGAGAAUGUUCACAAUUACAACUAUUCGAUGACUGACCUGGGAUCUGUUUAUCCAUUGUAUUAUGGAAUCCGUUUUCGAACUGAAGAGCCGAACGUAGGCUCCCGGUGUUCUGUAGAUGCCAACCAACAGACGAUAUUUUUGGGUAGACCGGUCAUGUCGAGUGCAGAGCCUGCUGAGCUUAGUCUUUGCGCUCGUAAAACUGGAAAUGCUAUGAGCAGAUUCCCAUCAGAAGUUAUCACAGACACAGAAUGUGAUUUAUCUUUAAGGUUGGGAGUACCUUCCCAGCCAUGUGUGAGUACUGGGAAGCCUUGGGCUUCUGAAACCGGAGACAUUGGUUCAAGCAGUUCCCAUGAGCGGAACAAGUUCCACGAUCGACCCAUUUACGCAACUAAAGAGUUCACUUUUUUCCCUAACAGAACUUCGUUCGAUCCAUUUGGUUCCUGCUCGAAUAUGUGGAGCUCAGAUUGGAGGGGUCAGAAUCCAGAAUCUUUCACGAAAAAGCGCAAAGAGCCCAUUCGUAGCGACGAGGAGGAUGAACCAUUUUGUUUUCCACCCGAGGCUCCGUCUAACUGGUUUGACAGUCGAACGAAAAGGCCAGGUUUGUAGACAGUUUUUCCAUGAUGUCGUACUGUCACUAAUAAGAACUAUUCCUUUUGUAGCUUUAGUUGAAAAUUUAUAAUAUUUUGUUCAAGGCCUUCCUAACAUGAGUUGAGUGAACCAUUAACCAACAUGGUUAGAGUAGAAACCCGAACGGUAUGAACGCUUCAUCGAGGCACAUAACUAAUACAACGAUAGAAGUGAAUCC
Molecule: messenger RNA, 2103 nt
Organism: Cucurbita pepo subsp. pepo (vegetable marrow)
Lineage: Eukaryota; Viridiplantae; Streptophyta; Magnoliopsida; Cucurbitales; Cucurbitaceae
Source: RefSeq, a predicted model, not a curated record